CUGCUAAUCUCCCGCCUUUUCCAAAGAAAUAUUGUAACCAUAGAAAAAAAGCUAAUGACGGAAGUCAGUAAAAUGAAAGAAUGGCUGAGCAGAAACAUUUACUGCAUAAGUACGGCUAAAAGUUCAAAUAUUUUUUGAAAGACAGCUGCAAAUAACUAGUGUAUUGGAACAUCACUUUACAUUUUAAGAGUUAAAUAUUAUAAUUUUGUUAAUUAAUUUAGUUUAUUAAAGUUACUUAAUUUUUUAGUUUAAUUAUCACCACGUAAGCGGUAGCUUAACAGGAAAUAUUAUUUUGCAAGGUCCGCGACGAACAAGAAGAAAAAUUAAUUUAAGGCUUUCAUUGUUAACUAUUAUUUUAAGCCUUAUAAAAUGUGGAAUAAAAUUUCAAUAGAAUAUAUGUUUAAAAAAAUCAAGAAAUGAGAACUAAAUUAAAUAACUUGUCAAUUAAGCCUUCACUACGAGUCAACAAUAUUCUUUACAUCCGGCGCACGUGUGUUUUCUUUUGUACCCUUACCAAAUUAUCAUUCCAUUUAAUUAUAUCAAUAUAAUUCGAAGGCCCGAACUUAAACCAUGGAUGAAGAUGAUAGAACUAGUGUUUGGAUUAAGAAAAUUAGCCAUGUGUCACCAAUUGCUCAACCACUAGCCUCAAGAAAAUUAACGAAAAGAAUAAGCAAAGUUGUUAAAAAAGCUAGCAAAACAAAAUCAUUGCGGAAAGGUGUCAGAGAGGUACAAAAGUUUAUAAGACGAGGAGAAAAGGGGUUAGUGAUUUUAGCUGGUGACAUCAGCCCUAUUGAUAUCUAUAGCCACAUUCCUAUUAUGUGUGAAGACAAAGAGAUUUCUUAUUGUUAUGUUCCUUCUAAAGAUGAUCUUGGUGCUGCAUGUGGAACAAUAAGACCAGUCAGUUUGGUAAUGAUAAAUAAAAAUGAAGAGUAUGAAGAUCUGUACACAGAUUUGUAUGAGGAAGUCAAAACUUUGCCGCUUCCUAUUUGAUUUGUAUUUUUCUAAAAUAAAUUAUAUAAAGAAUUUUUUUAAUUUACAAUAA
Octopus bimaculoides (California two-spot octopus) is the source of this 1042-nucleotide messenger RNA. RefSeq names its product H/ACA ribonucleoprotein complex subunit 2-like protein. The record is from RefSeq and is a predicted model, not a curated record. Gene Ontology annotation, cellular component: nucleolus. Gene Ontology annotation, molecular function: RNA binding. NCBI's taxonomy places the organism in Eukaryota, Metazoa, Mollusca, Cephalopoda, Octopoda, Octopodidae.